Messenger RNA from Conger conger (European conger), 3951 nucleotides. RefSeq names its product neurexophilin-2-like. Gene Ontology annotation, molecular function: signaling receptor binding. The transcript has 3 exons. The record is from RefSeq and is a predicted model, not a curated record. Bases 194 to 982 code for a protein of 262 amino acids. NCBI's taxonomy places the organism in Eukaryota, Metazoa, Chordata, Actinopteri, Anguilliformes, Congridae.
ACUCGCCUACGCAAAUGUUUUAAGAAGAUUAGCCUAUUUCAUCGGUCUGGAGAAACUGGAUGUCACCCUCGUUAUGAAAAUUUAAUUACAGCAAUGGUGUGCGUGCUAGUGCGAACCUACAAACCUGCAAAGUGGAUAUAUAGCUAUGGGGAUAUUCAACUAAAAUAAGUUAAAUAAAAGAAAGUAUCAAAAGAUGAGAAUCCUGUGCUCGAUCCUGCUCCUCCUCUCUCUGCACCCGGCUACUUGCACCAAAGUGCAGAUUCCAGCGGUCGAAGUCCUGGAAUGGGGGGAGACGAAUAAUGAAGAGAGCCUCUUGCAGACAGCGAGCCCUCGGAUUGUAAACCCUCUCCGUCUCUUUGCCAGGGGACCUACCGGGCAGAAGCAGAACACCAGCGCCAUGACGUACAUACAACACAUGGAAAACUUCUGGGACUGGCUCUCCAAUCAGGCUGAUGUUCGGGAGAGACACGCCAGAACUAAACGGAGGCCCAUAGUGAAGACUGGAAAGUUCAAAAAGAUGUUCGGUUGGGGCGAUUUCCACUCAAACAUCAAGACCGUAGAACUGAACCUCCUCAUAACCGGCAAAAUUGUAGACCACGGGAACGGCACUUUCAGCGUUUACUUCCGUCACAACUCGACCGGUAAGGGGAACGUCUCCGUCAGCCUGGUGCCUCCCUCCAAGGUGGUGGAGUUUGAGAUCAGUCAGCAGUCCACACUGGAGACCAAGGACUCCAAAGCUUUCAACUGUCGCAUCGAAUACGAGAAGACGGACCGGGCCAAGAAGACGGCCUUGUGCAGCUUCGAUCCCACCAACAUGUGUUACAAGGAGCAGACACAGAGUCAUGUCUCUUGGCUUUGCUCAAAGCCCUUCAAAGUUAUAUGCAUCUACAUCGCCUUCUACAGCGUUGACUACAAGCUGGUGCAGAAGGUUUGCCCUGACUAUAAUUAUCAUAGUGACACUCCCUACAUCUCCACUGGCUGACCAUGCAAACUUGUCUGUUCUUGGGUUAUGUGAUGACCUCUGCGACCUUGUGUGACCCCCUCCUCUGACCCGUUCACAUCACCCACAUUGUGCGUUCUCUGUAUUUUGUGUGGAAUUAUACCUUUUCCAGAGGCUGGCUGCAAGGUUAAGCCACAGGCCUGUAAUUACUUGUGAAUUUAAGCUUUUGUGUCAGUAAACCUGUGAGUCAAUAUUAACACCUACCAUUAGACCUUGUUCUGCUGUUCUAAUUCAUGAAGUAAAUGAAACUGAAAUAUGCUGAGAAUAGUGCACUGUUGAGGUUGCCGGAAAAUAGAUCAAUUUCUUACAGUUUACUGAUACAGAUUUGACGGAUAUAGGUGAAAGCAUACAUGUUUGGAAAGCCAUUGAGUGAGUAGAAACCCUUCAGAUAUUAUUAUUCUUAUAUAUUGUUUGAUUCAAAAUGAUUUCAUUUGUAUCCCUAGAAUGCAUCCUCCCCAUGACUAGGGAUUUUUACUAGUAAUGAUAUGACCUAAAAACAUCUAUAUUGCCAAUUUGAUUAUUUGCUUUAUUGCCAGUCAAAUUUAGCCAUUUAGAAAUUUGGAGCAAGCUGAGCACACAUAGUUUACUUCUAAGUAGUUAAUGAUCUGUUGACCUAAAUUAUAACAGACUAUUUCUUCUGCAUAAGAGUGUGGGCCACUAUUUUAGACAACAAGGCAGAGCAGAGGACAGAUGUCAUCCAGGAUUUGAUGGAUGUAUUUUUCAGUGCGCGUAUUCCACUUGAAAAAAAUAAAAGACAAUCCUAAAUGAGAUGCAUUUAAAUGGAAAUGUUAAGAAAUGGUGCUGAUAUUCCAAAAAGGAAACAACUUGAUCAGAAGUGCAGGCUGCUAUUUGCCAAAAAAGGUCAUAAACAAUUAUAUUUUUCACAUUUGUUUUGUUCUGCUAGGAAAAUCAGUUACAUCCCAUUUAAAACAUUAUAAUUACCAGCACGGUGCACCUUGAUGCUGUAAGGUGCGGACAGUAUCGAACAAUAUUUAGUUUGAUGUUCAGCAAUACCUAGACUAUCAGCAUCAAACAAUUUUGAAGUGUCGCUGCAUGAUAUUCUAAUUGAGGGCGACAGAGCAAGCUUCAGGCUCCAGUGUAAAAUUAGACAGCGCUGCUUCUGGGUUCUAGGAUAGCUCAUACUUCUGAACUGGUUUAUUUCACAUGAUGGCACAUGAAGACGACCCUGCAUGGGCUCUCAGACGUUCUGGAACAGAGGCAAAAGCAUACUUGUCUGUUCCAACCAGACAAGUUUACACUACGCACAGUCAGAGGAGACUUAGACAACUCAACAUGAUAAACACAAACGAUGAACCUUGCAGUUUUCUGUUUUUUCAUCUGUUGUAGUCUUUUAAGAAGCGUAUACCUUAACCAUGUUUUGUUAUUAUGAUUAUUCUUAACUAUUUUUGUGCAGGUAAAGUAAUUGCAUUUUAUAUAGGCUAUAAUUACCAAUGUUUUGAGAAAAAAAGGUCACUGCCCAGCACUAUAAAAAUGUCUGUGGUUAAAUGUAUUGUGCAGUAUAUGGCAGUGUGGGAACAGUGGUGUCAAAUCAUAAUCCGUACUUAAUUAGUGGCAGUUGAUGUAGAUUUCUGGGGAUGGGAUACAGCUCUUUUGACCUCUUAUUGAGGGAUGACUGAAUUGAGGUCUAAGAAUAGAUAGUGGUGUCCCUAGUAAUGAGAUGUCUGGUUCUACAGCACCACAAUUCAUGCUUUUGAUACAUUUAUUUAUUUUAUAAAAAUUGAAACACACAAGUAACCAUAAUUACAGUAAAUUAGUUAUUCUCCUCAAUGUAGACACAAAUAUUGAAGUUCUUGACAUUCUAUUCCAUUCCAAGUUGUUGAGUUGAGAAGAUUCAUGGAUGUAUGUAUCAUUUUUUUCAGUCUGUCCAUCUGCUUAUGCCACCUUUUCACAAGGGAAAAUAUUGAAAUAAUAUCACAGAAUUUAGUCACCACUAUGUAAAUAUUCCAAGUUAGAAAUUUCAAGCCAUUUCUCAGCACACUUUUGGUUGUAUAAGCCUGUUUUGUGGUGUAGUGAGCUAAAAACUGUUUGGAUCUACCCGCAAGACAGCAUUCACUUAAAAAAAAGAUGAGCCCUGAGAGGAAUUGAUUGUUAAAAAACAGGUUUCAUUUUAAAUGAUGAGGGACAAGCUCUUAAGCCAGACACAGCACAGGUGGACAUAAUGAAGCUGGCAACCGCGUAACAGAACUUGGUCAUGCUUGCAUCACAGCUUGACAUUUCUUCACUUUAAUUAACAGUAAUUAUAGCAUGAAAUUUCAUUUACAUAUCACGACUCAGCAGACCAAUAGCCUACAGUAAAACCGACUUUGUCAGCCUCAUGUGGAAGCACAAAAAAUAACAUGCUUUGUUUCUCCAUCCAUUAUGGAGACUGUGGACCAAACAUAGCUAGGAACAAAAUUCCCACUGCCAGAACCAUACUAAUCCCAAGAGUUAUAAAAAUGUUUGGCUUCAUGAGCAAAUCACAAUUUUUCAACCCUGUGAUGCAUUUCAAACCUGUAAAUGUGCAACAAGAAAUUGUAUUACUGAAUUAUUGUUUAAUCUGUGUACAUGUUUUUUUUCUGUUCCUUGGUGCAAUGCAAUAUGUUCUGUGUGAAUCCACAUUUACAAAAUGUUACUGUGUCACAUUAGUUUUGCAAUUUAAUUUAAUCUUUCAGUAUUAUUCAGAUGAAUGCUGUUGAAUAUUGUUCGUGAUAUCACGUAGUUUCAAAAGUCAAUUGAAAACUAGUUUUUUUUUAAUAUAUCAGUAAAUAGUAAAUCAUGAGUUUUACAAAUAGAGAAUCUGGCUUGUUAUAAGGUAUGGUUUACUUUUAUGUGGAAUAGAAAUAAAGAGUACAUGUUUAGGCUAUGCAUAGACUAUGUAGCUAUAAUAUAAUCUGUUAUUGUUCAUUUUUAAAGGUUUAUUUUGUAAAAAUUAAAUUUGUUUUGAAAAUGGA